Messenger RNA from Protopolystoma xenopodis, 561 nucleotides. The record is from the annotation of a GenBank genome assembly. NCBI's taxonomy places the organism in Eukaryota, Metazoa, Platyhelminthes, Monogenea, Polystomatidea, Polystomatidae.
ACUCUUACAAUCGGAUCCGUUAGACCAAACGAUGAAGGGAGCUAUACCUGCUCACCAGAUAUUGAGACGGAAGUCAGACACUCUCGCACUUUCCAUCUUCGUGUUUUGCGAAAGGCGGUUCUUUCGGUGACUCCUACGGACACGAUUGUCUCCAGACUGGGCGUUUCUGUCAGGCUGAACUGUUCACUUGGACAAACCUUUCGUGGUUCACGAGAUAAGAUUAACAGAGAGAACAGUAGAGUUGGUGCUUAUGACAGCGGUGGACGUAGCAUCGCUAGCCUGAGCCGCUCCAUCGGCAGCAGAAAUGGGGGAGCUGAAGGUGACACAGUUCAUCAUAUCACCGGAAAAAUGUUUACUGAUACAGCAAACUGGAUACCGCUGUCUUACGAGCAGAACACUCAUUAUGGUAAAACAGUUGGUCCUGGAUGGUUCUUUAAUGGCCGACAACUCGAUCAAUUGGCUGAUCAGCGCGAUUUUAAUAUUCAAGGUACGUAUAAACUUAAAAUAAUUCAGAAGUUUGCAUGCCUUUCAGAGUUCACUGCUUUAUUGAAAAUCCAAUAG